Messenger RNA from Mytilinidion resinicola, 2262 nucleotides. Its product is annotated as DnaJ-domain-containing protein. The record is from RefSeq and is a predicted model, not a curated record. The transcript has 4 exons. NCBI's taxonomy places the organism in Eukaryota, Fungi, Ascomycota, Dothideomycetes, Mytilinidiales, Mytilinidiaceae. Gene Ontology annotation, biological process: protein refolding. Gene Ontology annotation, cellular component: cytoplasm. The coding region runs from base 119 to 1939 and encodes 606 amino acids.
UACGAGCACUACCCCAAACUCAAAAAAAAACCCCAACCCCAAAAACCUCAUCUUCAAAGCUCUGCACAGCAUACCGCAACCGACUCUCAUACAGAUUUAAAAAGCAGGUUCCACCGAUAUGCCUCCUCUUAAGAAGGAAAAAGCCGAGAAAAAGGCUGCAAAGCAGCAACAUCCGGCUACAAGCCAGCAGACUACCACUGCAAUCCAGCAUGGUCCGGCUCCAAGCCAGCAGAAUACCACAGCACCGCCAGACCCACGCAGACGCAUAAGAGGCAGAGACACAGCGGCAGCCGAUGCCCCCGACAACAGCUUCCUCGACCUCGACAACCUCGACUGGAUCACAGAAGGCUUCUGGGGUCUCCCGCCCGAUUAUCGCGGCGAGACAACGGAAACAGAUUCCAAUGCGCGUCGUCGGCAAGAGCGUCCCAUCCGCCCGGUUCGCGACGCGUUCAAUUGGCAUCAUGGGCCGGGCAAGAGUGAACAUCCUAAUAAUGAGGAUUAUGUGAGGGAUGCGGCGAUGCAUGUCCUCAGGGAGAAGAAUAAGAAAGAUCUCACGGCGAAGGCGUGGUAUGAGAAGCAGAUGGCGGAAUUGAGUCAUAAGGAUUAUUACACGAUCCUUGAAGUGGAGCAAACCGCUCCCCCUCACCUAAUCGUUAGUUCCUACAGACGGCUGGCGUUGAAGCUCCAUCCGGACCGGAAUGCUAGGCACGACGCUACUGAAGCCUUUCAGCUACUCGGCCUCGCGUACGAGACAUUGAAGGACGAGAGCAAACGCCGAGACUACGACCUCAUCUACCCUUCGAUAACACGAAGACGGCCCCCUCCUCAAAACACACAAACCCCACGUCCGCCUCCUGGUGCGACACCGCAGCCAGAAACGCUCAACGAAGCGGCGCAAAUCGUCGCCCUUCAAAAGUCGAAGCAAGAACGUGGUGCACGGUGGCGGGCUAAGAAGUAUGCCUUUGAUUCGACGAUCUUCGAUCUGCAGAGAGGCGUCCGGCUGUUAGAGCAAGAGAUCAGGAAUCUAGAUAGUAUUCUGGCUGCUGAGGCGGCGGCAGAGGCACGGAAGAAUAGUUGGGGAUCAUGGCUGUUGUCACCAAUAUACAAGAAGGCAGAAGAUAGUGAGGAGGAGAAGGCACGCAAGGAUAGGGGGAGGCAGGAGAGAAGGAUUGAGAAAGACUUGAAGGAGCGGCGACUGGAUUUAAAGAAGGCGGACUUGAAGAAAGAGGAAAACCUAUUAAAAAAGGCAAAGGAGGAGGUUGAUGCUGCGGAUCUGUGCGAUGACGGGAAGAUACGAGUGAUUCAGGCUAGGAUAUGGGCUAGAACUCAGGUUGCAGCACUACAACCUAGGAUCAACAACUCAUAUGCCAGAAAGCUACUCUCCGAACAUCAGCUAGAAACUCAGGAGAGGCAAGAGAGGGAGAGGGUGGAGAGAGAGAGACUGGCGGAGAUUCGGAAACAGCAGCAGGAGCAGUGGGAGAAAAAGCUGCGGGAAGAAGCAGAGGCGAUGAGAAAACAACAGGCGGAGAGGCGAGCAGCGGAACAGAAACGACAGGAGGAGUGGCGAGCAGCAGAACAGAAACGACAAGAAGAGAUCAGAAAACUGGCAAAGAUUUACGAUGAGGAAACCAGAAGACACCGGGAACAAUACACACAUCUCAAUCCACCCAAGGGAAGCACUCGCCAGGCUUACACAUCGACCUGCGACCACGACGGCUGGUGGCCAAAAGUACAAGGUCGUACAGCAUGCCCGGAGUGCUAUGAGCUUUGGACUUAUCUGCUGCAGUGCCCAGGCUGUGAGAUGAUGGCGUGUCCGAGAUGUCAAGCUGCGAUACGGCCGAGGAAACCGCGUAAUUCGACGAGGACGAAUCGGAGAGCCCCUCCACGGGUGAGGACUCCGAGCCCUGAUGUUAACUACGGCUACGACUACGACUGGUAAUAGGCUUGUGACGGGAAAUCUGAGAAGGAGCGGUUUGGCCUGGGCUUCGGCGCUGAUUUAGCGAAUAUGUACUGCAGAUGUUUUGUUCCAUAAUUACUUAGUUCGGCUGCCAUGGCAAAGGUCCCGAGUUGUUCUCGAGAUGUCUCGAAGCCGCAUUGGACCUUCAUGUUCCCGAUAGCCACAAGCUUGAAAGGGCCUUGGUCGGAAGCAUGGCGACCUUGCAUGAAUUUGCGCGCCACAGUACACGCAAGGUUGAUAAUGACUUCCUCACAUUGUAGUAUGUCUCUAGGGCUCAGAUAAACUCGUUUAUAUAUAUUGUGGAG